GGUAGCAGCGCAGCGGGAAGCCCGCAGGGUUCCCUGGUAAUGUUAGUAGUAGGGGAGGUGGGGAAGUAUGGCGGGACCCCUGAUGCAGGGGAAUUGCAGAUGGCCUCCUGCCUUCAAGUCAAGCAUCGGAAACAAUAUUGGGAGAGUGAAAUGAAAGCUUUGAAAGGGCAGUUCCAUUAGGCUGUAAUCACGGCGACACUUGACAGUAGUCUGGAUUACAAAUAGGGCUUUUGUCCUUUACAAAACCGUGGAGUCAGAGCGUUGUCUCCAGUGUGGACUGUAUACUUACUUGUCCAAAGUACGCCUUCACCUCCAGCACCUGCUCUCCCUCUAAGACAGGGUUUUAUUAUGAAGCCUGAACUGUACACAUCUUUAAUCCCAGCACUCAGUUGCAGAGGCAGUUGCCAGAACAAAGGGGAUUUAGCGAUGGAGGCCUUGUUGGAAGGAAUACAAAAUCGAGGGCAUAGCGGGGGAUUUUUGACAUCCUGUGAAGCAGAACUGCAGGAGCUCAUGAAACAGAUCGACAUAAUGGUGGCACAUAAGAAAUCUGAAUGGGAGGGGCAGACGCACGCGCUGGAGACUUGUUUGGACAUCCGCGAUCGGGAGCUCAAGACGCUGAGAAGUCAGCUGGACAUGAAGCACAAGGAGAUUGGAAUGUUGCAUCAGCAGAUAGAAGAACAUGAAAAAAACAAGCAAGAAAUGGCCAUGGAGUAUAAGCAGGAGUUAAAGAAGCUGCAGGAGGAAUUAGGCAGACUGAAAAGAAGCUAUGAAAAGCUGCAGAAAAAGCAACUAAGAGAAUUUAGAGGAAAUACCAAAAGUCUGCGGGAGGAUCGGUCUGAGAUUGAGAGGCUGACUGGAAAAAUAGAGGAAUUCCGACAGAAGUCUCUGGACUGGGAGAAGCAGCGUUUGAUUUAUCAGCAACAGGUGUCUUCUCUGGAAGCACAAAGGAAGGCUUUAGCUGAACAGUCGGAGAUCAUUCAGGCUCAGCUUGCUAACCGGAAACAGAAAUUAGAGUCUGUGGAGCUGUCCAGCCAGUCAGAAAUCCAGCACCUGAGCAGUAAGCUCGAGCGGGCCAAGGACACCAUUUGUGCCAACGAGCUGGAAAUAGAGCGCCUUAAUAUGAGGGUCAAUGACCUGAUGGGGACCAAUAUGACUAUCCUGCAGGAGCAGCGGCAGAAGGAGGAGAAACUGAGGGAGUCUGAGAAGUUAUUAGAGGCUCUGCAGGAAGAACAGAAAGGAUUGAAGGCAAGUCUUCAAUCUCAAGAAAACUUCAUCCUUGAGGCAAAAAUGCAGAAGGAAAAACUGCAAACAAAAUUGAAGACAGUUGACACUCAGCACUCCAUAGAAAGGCCGCUGGAGAAGUGUCAGGUGGAAAGGAAGUUCCCUUCUCCAGGCCCAGGAGUCCUAGAUAAUGUGCUAUCACAGCUGGACUUCAGCCACACCAGCGAGGAGCUCCUGCAGGCAGAGGUGACUCGUCUUGAAGGCAGUUUGGAAUCUGUGAGUGCAACAUGUAAACAGCUGAGCCAAGAAUUAAUGGAAAAAUAUGAAGAACUGAAAAAAAUGGAAGGGCAUAACAAUGAGUACAGGACCGAGAUUAAAAAGUUGAAAGAACAGAUUCUGCAGGCUGAUCAGACCUAUAGCUCUGCGCUGGAAGGAAUGAAGAUGGAAAUCUCCCAGCUGACUCGCGAGUUACACCAGCGAGAUAUCACUAUUGCUUCUGCCAAGUGUUCUUCCUCAGACAUGGAAAAGCAGCUGAAGGCAGAGAUGCAGAAAGCAGAAGAAAAGGCAGUAGAACAUAAGGAGAUUCUGAGUCAGCUAGAAUCACUCAAGUUAGAAAAUCGCCGUCUUUCUGAAACAGUGAUGAAGCUGGAACUGGGCUUGCACGAGGCAAAAGAGAUUUCACUAGCAGACCUUCAGGAGAAUUAUAUUGAGGCAUUAAAUAAAUUAGUGUCUGAAAAUCAACAACUCCAGAAAGAUCUGAUGAACACCAAGUCUCAGCUGCAGCAUGCUACUCUCGUGUGUAAAAAAAAAGAUGGCAGGAUUUUUAAACCAGCACAUAGCAGAGCAGCCGAGUUCAAGAACACAGAGUCCAAGCCAACCCAUGGCCAGCACAGACAUGAUGGAAUAAAGACUGAGCAGUAUAAAACAGGUCACCACUCGCCUCGAGAACAAAUGUUGGGUAGCAAAGACCCCAUGGCCAGGGGCCCCAGUCCCCGGAGUUCUCACAUCAGCCCUGACAGCUCCACCGUGUCUCUGCCUUCCAACUUUCUGUGCCAUGCUCACUCUUUGCCUUCAAUGCUAGAUAUAAAUGAUGCCAACUUUUCUGACGUCCUGUCUGAUUGUAUGAAUGACCAAGAAGAGUUUGUGUCUUCGUGCUCGCUGCCCGUCUCUCCUCUGGGAUCGAUAGCUACCAGGUUCCUGGAGGAGGAGGAGCUACGGUCGCACCAUAUUCUAGAGCGCCUGGAUGCACACAUUGAAGAGCUGAGAAGAGAGAGUGAAAGGACGGUGAGGCAGUUCACGGCCCUUGUGUAGCCCUGGACAGCCGCAGACAGAUGGCUUGGUUAUAAAGUUAUAAUACAGAGGAUGCCGGCGAGAGCAGCGGUGAAAAAUCUGCGCUAAUUAUUUUCACUGACUUGUUUGAAGGACUUCUCCCAACAGUAACUUGUGAGAAUAAACCAAUUUGCAGACUUUUCUCACAUGAAUAUUUAUUACCACAAAGCAAUACUUUUUCUUUCUGACUGAAAUGUGAAUAGCUGUGUACUAAUUACAAUAAAGAUUUUCUAAUGCAGUUUGAAAACAAAGAAACUACAGCGCUUCCCUUAAGGAAGUAUGUAGUGGAAGCCUGGCUCUAGAGUUGCUCAGCUGGCUUCGUACCCUUUCUCACCAUGUUACAUGCAAGGUCUGGCUAGAAGUGUGUGAAGGGCAUGGGGAAAUCCUUUGCCCCACCCCGAGGUCCAAGAGUGUGGGGCUCCUGGGACAGCCAGUGUGAAUGCUCAGCAUUUGCAUGCUGUCGAGAGAGCCAGAUGGGAGACAGGGUUUGAAGCCACAUUGUUGACAACCAAGGAGGUGUGGAGAGGAGAAGAGCGAGGUUCUGGGCAGCGGAGGAUCACAGGAGCCGGACCAGUAGAGGAAGUGGAGUGUGCUGUUGAGACAAGGAGAAGGCGCAUGCUGUCCUUGCCAGCUCAGGGACCCAGAACCUUCCAUUCCCCCUGCUAGUGGGUCCUACCCAUCAGCGCACAAACAUCCUAGUGUUUCUUCUUUCUUUAAAGAGAAACAGGAAAACUGGUCAUCUCCAUACGAUUUGCUCCUUUUCAGCAAACAUCUCCAUAAACAGCUGUUGGCAGUGAUGGUUCUGCUUGGUCUCCUCUCUCCUGAGCCCUCUUCGCUCUAACGUUGCUCUCCUGCCACGGGGGACACUAUCAACCUAAGCUCUGCACAUCAUUCUCAUCUUCCAUUGCCCCUGUAGGCUCCCUCUGUCUGCCCGGUCUCUCCACAUCAUUCGCCGUCACCGGAGGGCUCUAGAUGGCUUUCCUCACUUAGCACAGUCUUCUCUAGAACAUUCCAUUCUGUUCCCAAGCUCUUAUGACCAUGUAAAGCCAGUGUACACUACAGUCAAAGGAAUGAGAGCUGCCUCCGGGUGGAGAGAUGUCUUGGUGGUCCUGGACAGGUUCAACGCUCCACAUUUCCAGCAGAGGACUCUGGGCUUGCCCUCUGGCUAAGAUUCACCUCAGGACAGGGCUCGUGUUUGCUGGCUCCUCCGUGCUCGGCCCAGUUUAUCGGGAGGCCUUGCUGCUUCUGCUUCUCUCAGCUCCCCGACUGCUCUUGUCUACAGUACAAGCCUGCUCCAGACUACACAGACUCUCACCUGAAGUCUGGGCAUGGCCUCCCACCUGGUACCACUCUAGUACCCAACACCAGUAAUUCACCUUCACAGAGUGUCCAGAGCUGCGCUUUCAACCAUGAAUGAAAUGUCACUGCUUCCCACUUUGUAACCUAACGAGGCUUCUUACUGCACUCCAAAAAAAAAACCCAGAUGUGUCAUGCCUACAGAGCCUCCAUGACCUGGGCCUGCACACGGUCCUCACUGUGCCUUCCUCAGUGAGCUGCUCGUACUAGGUUUCCUAGAGGUUUUUUCUGUGGCUCUUCAUCCUCCAAGAAGACUUCGUUACUUGAAUUAUACCUCUUGGGGGCAGGGCCUUUGCCUGCCUCAUUCCUCGUGGGGUCCUCACACACUGCGCAAGUCCAUCUUCUCGGAGGCGCUCAAGUGCGUUGAACCAGUGAUAAAUGUCGGUUGUCAGUUAGAUGCCCACAUGCCGCUCUCCUCCUGCUGUGGAUGCUUUCCUUCUGGUCUCUUCUGCCCACGGCCUGUCGCUACUGUUUUGCCCCACAGCACCCAGACUCUUGGUUGCCUUAACCUGUGUGAUGGGACUGGCCAGGGGCAGGGAGCUGCUCUUGCUCUCCUGAGCAUGCCCCUCCAACAGCACCGGCCUCACUCUGCUGCCUUCCCUGACCUCUGUUCCUGAGGGCUGAACAGCUCGCUGCUCUACAGGUGGUACCCAGUAAUCAUAGUGCAUGUGUUCAAAUGAUGACUGUCGGCCUUCAUUGUACUUCAUUGUAGAAUGAGAGUACUGUUCCUGGGGUUAAGAGGGUUACUGAAGAUGUAUUUCUAAAGGACUGUUCAGGCUCGGAAGAUGCUGUUCUGUGUAGAUUAGUCUGAAGGGGUUUUUGCAUUUCCGAGUCUCCCAAGCUUCAGAUGAAAGGUUUCUGUGUUGUGUCCUAACAGGGAGGAGAGGACAGCUCAGUCCCUGGGAGCACUCAAGAAAUCACGAGGUGCUGUGAAUUUCCUUAGAAUUAAACUGUGCUUUUGCAAGAGCUGAAGUAGUUUGUUGUGUAAAUUUGUAGAACAUUGGAUUGUAAUUACUCCCUGGACUUUGGUUUUUCAGAUUUGCUACUACCCAAAUUUGUUCAAAGUAAGUAAAUUUGUUUCUUAGCAGCUUUUUAAAAAUUCACUGCUCAGGGCAAAUGAGAUGAUGAGGGAUGGGAAGUUUACUUUGUUGUUGUUGAGUCAGGGUCUCUUGUUGCCCAGCCUAUCCUGGAGCAUCCUAGCAUCCUUCUGCCUGCACCUAUCGUAGGUGCUGGAUCACAGCACCAGCGUGUCUGGGGACGAAGUCUUCCUUUGCUGUUUACAGACACUGCUGUGUCACAUAACUUGGGUCAUUCCUCUUGCCCUGGAUUCCUGAUGAAUUUGUGUCUAGUUUCUAGGAAGCAGUGGCAGUAAUUUCCCCCACUUUAUAAGGAAAUUAAAAUGGUCUGUGGAGGGUCCUGGAGCUCUCCCUCCAGCAGAGCCAAGAGGAAGUAUGGACUCCAGGCAAUGAAUGACCUUCCUCCUAAUUCCAGCACAGCCCAUUUUAGUUAGGUGAACCUGGGCCACUGAACUAACCUCUCUAUGCUUCAGUUUUAUCAUCUGUAAGAUAGAACAGUAGAAAGAGUGCCUAUCUCGGGGUUUUUGUGAAAAUGAACUCAGUAUGUUUGUAAAGCACGUAGCAGCUCACUUGGCACAGCAUACUCUGGAAGUAUCUUAAGUGGGAAAUGACCUGCGCCUUCUGCUGUGUGAUGUCUCCCUGACUUCAGGUCCUACAUCCCCUCUCCCAGGGACAAGGAAGAUGUAGGAGCUGUGCAUGGUGUUUUCUGUUUGCAGAACACCCUUGAGUCCAGAACUUAAAAGUUACAGGUGAGGAUAAUGGUGCAAAACAAUCUGUAUGUUACCGAGGACAUGGAUGACAAACAGUUGUCAUGAAGAGCAUUGACACACAGGACGGAGACAGGAGAAGGGAAUUGUCAGCAAAGGCAGAGGAGGAAACACUUUUACUCUAAAGGCUUCUGGUGCCUCUGAGGUUGAAGCAGACAUCUGCCUUAGGAGAAGCUGAGCUUGGCCAGGUCUGGUGAACACCUGUUUAGGCAACAGGUGUUGGGGGAGACUGUAAUAGUCUCCUAACUGAUAAAGAAUCUGCUUUGCUUCCUUACAGUUGCAGGUCGAAGGCUUAGGGUGAAGUGUGAUCAGAACUGGUUCUGAGAGGAUCCCAGGCAUGAGGGCUUGAAGCUGGACCGGAGAAAAUCUGUGGGUGGGUGUUCAGACUUUAGAGCAGCCCACUGUAAACGCUAUUCCAAGAGAAAUUUAGAUAGUUCCAGCACACUGCUCACACUUUCCUCCGUGGGAACCUAGAAUCUGGGUAUUUUAUGCUGCCCCCUUUGGCAGUUAAUCAAAAGUGGGUUUACAGUCCUAGAAAAAGUAAGCAUCUAGCUCAGGUGAUGGUUGGACCGUGGAAGGCCCAGAAACUCCUAGGUACCAGAUGAAAAAAAGAGGUGUGUGCACAUGUGUUUGUAUGGCAGUGAAUUUUCAUUAAGAUUCUUACAGAUAUUUGUGAGCUGAAAAGAGAUUUCAGAGCCACAGCUUUCAGGACUUAAGUGCCCUGGAGAUAAUCUCUUGUUUCCUGGUGAGAGACGUAAAGUUGGAGUCAAAUCCUUCUUACUGUGUUAAGUUUUAAAGUAUAGUAGAAAAUGAAAACUAUUCAAUAAUAAAAAAAUGCCCACAUAAUUUUUUC
Messenger RNA from Microtus ochrogaster (prairie vole), 6602 nucleotides. It is a transcript of the gene Cep63, whose product is annotated as centrosomal protein 63. Bases 349 to 2532 code for a protein of 727 amino acids. The record is from RefSeq and is a predicted model, not a curated record. Lineage: Eukaryota; Metazoa; Chordata; Mammalia; Rodentia; Cricetidae. Gene Ontology annotation, biological process: centriole replication; de novo centriole assembly involved in multi-ciliated epithelial cell differentiation. Gene Ontology annotation, cellular component: centriole. The transcript has 15 exons.